Molecule: messenger RNA, 813 nt
Organism: Jatropha curcas
Lineage: Eukaryota; Viridiplantae; Streptophyta; Magnoliopsida; Malpighiales; Euphorbiaceae
Source: RefSeq, a predicted model, not a curated record
CUUUACAACUAAAGAGAACCAUGAAGAGCUUCUUCUCCCCUUUACAACUAAAGAGAACCAUGAAGAGCUUCUCUAUUUUCUUUGUUCUUCUCCCUCUUCUCUUGUUUGGUAUUACUGUGGACGCGAGGAAAGAACUACUAAAAGAUCAACAUCUCAACGAUGAUAAAACUUCUAUCGAGGAAAAUGGGCCAAAAUCUAUUUUAAACCAUCUCAACGAUGAGAAGUUCGAUCCCAAACGUCCCGAGUUCUUUCACUAUAGUUACAAUGAGGAUGAUAAAAAAGACAAGUCAACGUCAUUUGAGAAGUUCGAUCCUAAACGUCCUGAGUUCCUUCACUAUGGUUACAACGAUGAUGAUAAAAAAGACAAGUCAACGUCAUUUGAGAAGUUCGAUCCCAAACGUCCUGAGUUCCUUCACUAUGGUUACAACGAUAAUGAUAAAAAAGACAAGUCAACGUCAUUUGAGAAGUUCGAUCCCAAACGUCCUGAGUUCCUUCACUAUGGUUACAAUGAUGAUGAUAAAAUAGACAAGUCAACGUCAUUUGAGAAGUUCGAUCCUAAACGUCCUGAGUUCUUUCACUAUGGUUACAACUCUGAUGAGAUCUCAGGUGGCAACAAUGAUCAUAAGGAGACCAUGUAAAUUAGGCCUCCAGAGGAGCAUAUGGGUUUUAAUGAAAUUGUAUAAUGUUCUAUGUAUUUAAACGUUAUGUCCUCUAUGUAUGGGAGUGCUUACUUAUUAAAGAAAAAUAAAAAUGGCGUCGCCAUAUAUGAUAAUUGAAUAAAAGUAACACUUCAUUUCCUUCCUCUUUUCUCAA